AUGGAUGAUGAGCCAGUUAUGACUGAUGAGCCAGUUUUGAAUGAUGUGCCAUUUAUGAAUGAUGUGCCAGUUAUGAAUGAUGUGCCAAUCAUAGAUGAUCAAUAUGAUGAGCCAUUUAUGAAUAAUGAUCCAGUUGUAGAUGAUCAAUAUGAUUAUGAUGUGGAAGUGAGCACAAUCAAAUUUUGUAGUGUACUUGAUGAAGACAUUAACUUGGGCCAGCUUGAUCUGAAAAACAAUAAUACAGAGGAACAUGAAGACAUUGAAGAUGAACCUUUAGAAGUCUUAGACAAUGAUGUCUUUGGGUCAUUUGCUAGUGAAAAAGAGCCUAGAAAGAAAUUGUUAAGGUCCAUUCUAAAACCAGUUGCUUGUUCAUCUGGUAAGGUUCACACUAAAGCUUUUAGGAUUGGUCAGAUGUUCAAGGAAAGGGAAAAAAUAAGAGAAGUUAUUUCCAACUACUCUGUACAAGAAAGGAGGGAUCUACAUUAUGUAAAGAAUGACAAGACAAUAGUUAGGGUAAAGUGUAGGGGUAUUGUUCCUGAAUUGACUGGUGAUAGUAAUAAAGGUAGGGACCCACUUUCGUCGCCUCCUCUAACUUGCUCAACAGUUGUAGCCGCCUCCGACUUCUUCCACUGCAUCACCAACACCGUCCAUUACUAUUGUGAUGCCGCUUUGAGAAGUCCUCCACCUCCCUUGACUUCGUCCAGCAGCAAGAGGCCCCACCACCGCCGCCUGUCAUUAUCAUUAAACGCCCCACCACCACCACCGCCCGCCGGCUGUUUCUAUUCUGCCACCUCCAGCCACCCAUUUCGGUUUAAGGUUUUGAACAGGCUAACAUUGAUGUGGAGAAGAAAGAAAACAUAG
Molecule: messenger RNA, 861 nt
Organism: Lactuca saligna
Lineage: Eukaryota; Viridiplantae; Streptophyta; Magnoliopsida; Asterales; Asteraceae
Source: the annotation of a GenBank genome assembly